AUGUUGGGAUGGAGGGCGAGCGAAGAGGGCGGGAGGGCGGGAGUGUUAUCUAGAAGGCGGGCGUCACGGUUCUCGUUAGGAGACUGCAGUCACUCGGGCACGAGACGCUCUGCCGGUACAGUGCUCUUAGCAUGCUCAGCAGUUGUUCGAGAAGAGGUACGGCACCAACUAGUAGCUAAAAUAUCGCAGCCAGCAGCGAGCAGCCAGCAGACCAUUGAUAAUGCCGCCGCCAAAAGACGCUUUCGCACUGCCUCUAUAUCUCGCAGCCUCGCAGCCGUCAGCCCUCGCUCGCUCCAUGUCUUAUCGCCACUGGUGCCUGAAUAAACGCCACCACCAUUCUUAUCGUGUUGCGCUCACAAACAUUCGAGUCAUGCUGUGUUCGCAGCAGUCGACGACGAGUCGCUUACUAGAGUAGAUCUGCAUGCUCCGUGGAUUGCGCCGGAUCUGUAGCAGCGGCGGUAACCAGCCCUCCGAGUCGAGAGCGUUAUAUCAAGAGGCUGGACGUCACGAUCCUGUCCAUCCGUCUCGCUCGCCACUGAGGUCGUCGCCUCUUGAACUCCCCUUUCACCCUCCCCCUCGUCUCAUCCCCACUAGCCAUGUCUACCACGUCGUCUGGUACGUCGACGCCGUCGAGCGCUUCAACCUCGUCUACCGACCUCCCUUCGCUCUCUGCCGCGUCGCUCAACACCCUCGGCCUCGAGCUCGGUGUAGCUCCCAAGGUCAGGGCCGCUCUCGUCCCCGCCGCGUUCACAGGCGCCGCGCCCUCGCCCACCCCCCCGCCCGCUGCGCCCGCGCCCAGCGCGUCCCCGACGCCCACCCUCGUCGCCCCCGGCUACAUCACCCCCGAGCGCAUAUCGAGCCCGCGCGGCAGCACCGGCGCGCUGUGGGGCAACGUUGCCUGGGAGCGCGCAUUCAGCUCGCCGCGUGCAUAAGGCAUCGUAUGAGCAUAGUAAGUCAGUCGCAUGCUCGUAUCGGAUCGACCUCGAUUGCACAACGUCAUGCGGCCGUGUUUAGACAUGGAAUGUGUUGGAAUGUGGCUAGGCAGGAAGAGAAGCCCGGCGGCAUCCCAGGCACUGGCGAGGUCACAUGCUGAUGCCAGCACGCUAGACGACCCGAGGACAAUGAACAAUCGAGGUGGGCCAGUGGGGGACGGCGGAGAGGCGGACAGUCGAGAAUCGAGCAAGCGAGAAAGGCGGGGGAGCUGCGUCAUUUCCUGUUGUAUGCACCUAAUUUAGCUGUCAGCUGUUCUCACGUCCCGUGGCU
Molecule: messenger RNA, 1263 nt
Organism: Cutaneotrichosporon oleaginosum
Lineage: Eukaryota; Fungi; Basidiomycota; Tremellomycetes; Trichosporonales; Trichosporonaceae
Source: RefSeq, a predicted model, not a curated record